Xiphophorus hellerii (green swordtail) is the source of this 5125-nucleotide messenger RNA. It is a transcript of the gene smarca2, whose product is annotated as SWI/SNF related BAF chromatin remodeling complex subunit ATPase 2. The coding region runs from base 163 to 4977 and encodes 1604 amino acids. The record is from RefSeq and is a predicted model, not a curated record. NCBI's taxonomy places the organism in Eukaryota, Metazoa, Chordata, Actinopteri, Cyprinodontiformes, Poeciliidae. The transcript has 34 exons. Gene Ontology annotation, cellular component: nucleus. Gene Ontology annotation, molecular function: ATP binding; histone binding. Gene Ontology annotation, biological process: regulation of DNA-templated transcription.
GCGAGACGAGAGCAAACUGAAUAUGACAGCAAAACAACACCGAGGGGGGAGUGAACUUCUAGACACCCGUCAUAUUUCUGAAGAAACGUUACAGUAAUCCCUUCUAACGGCGUGCGGUUUCACAACAACUGAAAGCUGACUGGUGUCCUCUCAGUCCAGUAGAUGUCCACGCCGUCAGACACGUCAGGUGGCAUGUCCCAUCCUGGCCCGUCACCAGGGGCAGGCCUGUCCCCAGGGCCCAUCUUGGGCCCCAGCCCCGGACCCGACCCCUCACCAGGUUCUGUCCACAGCAUGAUGGGCCCCAGUCCUGGACCAGGGACACCCAACGCACCGCACGGCAUGCAGGCCCAGGGACAAAGCGAUUACUCUCAGGACAACAUGUAUCCUAUGCAUAAGCCCAUGGAGGCGGCCAUGAAUGAUAAGACGAUGGCCGAGGCGAUGCAUUUCGGUCACAUGAAAGGUGUCGGCAUGCGAUCCCUGCACAGCGGCAUGGGGCCUCCUCAGAGCCCGAUGGACCAGCACAGCCAAGGAUACAUGUCUCCACAUCCAUCCCCACUGGGAAUCCAUGAGCAUGCCUCCAGCCCCAUGUCCGGAGGUGGAGGAGGGCCGACCCCGCCCCACAUGCCUCCAUCCCAGCCCAGCCCCAUGAUGUCCAUGGACCCUCAGGGAGGCAUGGCCAGCAUGUCAGGGAUGGGCCAGCCGGGGCGCGGCCCCUCCUCCUUCAGCCCCAUCCAGCUGCAGCAGCUCAGGGCGCAGAUCCUGGCCUAUAAGAUCCUGGCCCGCGGGCAGCCGCUGCCCGAGAACCUCCAGCUGGCUGUUCAGGGCAAAAGGAGCCUACCCACGAUGCAACAGCAGCAGCCGCAGGCGCCGCUGCCGCCGCAGCAGCAGCCACAACAACCACAGCAGCAGCAGCCACAGCAGCAGCAGCAGCAGCAGCAGCAAGCAUCUGGUGCUAGCCCAUACAGGCCUUCAGGUAUGUCGAUGGCUCCCAUGAGCGGCCCCCAAUCAAGCCCCUGCCCAACACCAGCACUGCAAGGACACAAUCAAAGCACCGGACCCAAGCCUUGGACUGACGGUCAAGCUAGUGACAAUCAAGCACAGAAGCACCUCACCCCGGUCCCCAGUGGACGCCCAUCUCCCGCUCCCCCCCAGGCGCCUGUAGGGGCCCCGGGCCCCGUCCCGGGGAGCUCAGGGGCCGUUCACCCUCCAGGGCAGCAGGUGUCCCCCAUGCUCCAAAUGCAGCAGAAACAGAACCGGAUCACACCGGUCCAGAAGCCCCAGGGGUUGGACCCGGUGGGAAUCCUGCAGGAGAGAGAGUUCAGACUGCAGGCCCGGAUCGCUCAUCGGAUCCAGGAACUGGAGAGUCUGCCUGGCUCUUUGCCUCCGGACCUCCGAACUAAAGCGACGGUGGAGCUCAAGGCGCUGCGGCUGCUCAACUUCCAGCGGCAGCUGAGGCAGGAUGUGGUGGCGUGUAUGAGGCGCGACACGACCCUGGAGACGGCCCUCAACUCGAAGGCGUACAGGCGCAGCAAGCGGCAGACGCUCAGGGAGGCGCGCAUGACGGAGAAACUGGAGAAGCAGCAGAAACUGGAGCAGGAGAAGAAGCGCCGACAGAAACAUCAGGAAUAUCUCAACAGUAUUCUCCAACAUGCCAAGGACUUUAAGGAAUACCACCGCUCGGUGUCCGGGAAAAUCCAGAAACUCACCCGAGCCGUCGCCAACUGGCACACAAACACCGAGCGGGAGCAGAAAAAGGAGACGGAGCGGCUGGAGAAGGAGAGGAUGAAGAAGCUGCUGGAAGAGGAUGAGGAAGGCUAUCGAAAACUCAUUGACCAGAAGAAGGACAAGCGUCUGGCCUACCUGCUGCAGCAGACGGAUGAAUACGUGGCCAACCUCACGACUCUGGUGUACGAACACAAAGCCGCUCAGGCUGCCAAGGAGAAGAAGAGAAGGAAGACGAAAAAGAAGAAGGUGGAAGGAGACGGUGAAGGUACCAGCGCCAUUGGACCGGAUGGCGAGCCCAUGGAUGAGAGCAGCCAGAUGAGCGAACUGCCAGUCAAAGUGAUCCAGACCGAGACCGGGAAGGUUCUACAGGGGACCGAUGCCCCCAAGUCCAGCCAGCUGGAGGCUUGGCUGGAGAUGAACCCUGGGUAUGAAGUCGCUCCCCGUUCAGACAGCGAGGAAAGCGGCUCAGAGUUCGAGGAAGAGGAUGAAGAGGAAAUGGGCAAGGCGGAAACGGAGGAGAAGAAGAAAGUUGAUUCCAACGGAGACGAAGUGGCUGAGAACGACACCAAGAACAUCAUCGAGUCUGCCAAACAAGACGUGGAUGAUGAGUACAGCGUCCCCACUGGGCAGACCAGCUCCCAGUCGUACUACGGUGUGGCGCACGCCGUCAUCGAGAGGGUGGAGAAGCAGUCGUCUCUGCUGAUCAACGGCAUGCUCAAACAGUACCAGGUCCAGGGUCUGGAGUGGAUGGUGUCCCUCUACAACAACGACCUGAACGGCAUCCUGGCUGAUGAAAUGGGCCUGGGGAAGACCAUCCAGACCAUCGCCCUCAUCACCUACCUGAUGGAGCACAAGAGGCUCAACGGCCCCUAUCUCAUCAUAGUUCCUCUCUCGACUUUGUCCAACUGGGUUUAUGAAUUUGACAAAUGGGCUCCUUCUGUGGUCAAAAUUGCUUACAAGGGAACUCCUGGUCUGCGUCGGGGUCUCGUCCCUCAGCUCCGCAGCGGCAAGUUUAACGUCCUCAUAACGACGUAUGAAUACAUCAUCAAGGACAAACACAUCCUGGCGAAGAUCCGCUGGAAGUACAUGAUCGUGGACGAGGGCCACCGCAUGAAGAACCACCACUGUAAGCUGACGCAGGUGCUGAACACCCACUAUGUGGCUCCGCGCCGCCUGCUGCUCACCGGGACGCCGCUGCAGAACAAGCUGCCCGAGCUCUGGGCCCUGCUCAACUUCCUGCUGCCCACCAUCUUUAAAAGCUGCAGCACCUUUGAGCAGUGGUUCAACGCGCCGUUCGCCAUGACUGGAGAGAGGGUUGACCUUAACGAGGAAGAGACCAUCCUGAUCAUCCGCCGUCUGCAUAAGGUGCUGCGCCCGUUUCUGCUCCGCAGGCUGAAGAAGGAGGUGGAGUCUCAGCUGCCCGAGAAAGUGGAAUACGUCAUAAAAUGUGACAUGUCUGCGAUCCAGAGGGUUCUCUACCGCCACAUGCAGAAAGGCAUCCUGCUGACCGACGGCUCGGAGAAAGACAAGAAGGGCAAAGGUGGAGCUAAGACUCUGAUGAACACCAUCAUGCAGCUGAAGAAGAUCUGCAACCAUCCGUACAUGUUCCAGCACAUAGAGGAGUCUUUUGCUGAGCACUUGGGCUACCCGAAUGGCAUCAUCAAUGGGCAUGAACUGUACAGAGCUUCUGGGAAGUUUGAGCUCCUUGAUCGGAUCCUACCAAAGCUCCAGGCCACUGGACACAGGGUCCUGCUGUUCUGCCAGAUGACGUCUCUGAUGACGAUCAUGGAGGAUUACUUCGGCUAUCGCAACUUCCAGUAUCUACGCCUUGAUGGAACCACCAAAUCCGAGGACCGAGCCGCACUCCUAAAGAAAUUUAACGAGGAAGGGUCCCAGUACUUCAUCUUCCUCCUCAGUACCAGAGCCGGUGGCCUGGGGCUCAACCUGCAGGCCGCCGAUACGGUCGUCAUCUUUGACAGUGACUGGAACCCGCACCAGGACCUGCAGGCCCAGGAUCGGGCUCACCGCAUCGGGCAGCAAAACGAGGUCCGCGUUCUGCGCCUCUGCACCGUCAACAGCGUGGAAGAGAAGAUCCUGGCUGCUGCCAAAUACAAACUGAACGUGGAUCAGAAAGUCAUCCAGGCCGGCAUGUUCGACCAGAAAUCCUCCAGCCACGAGCGGCGCGCCUUCCUGCAGGCCAUUUUAGAGCAUGAGGAGCAGAACGAGGAUGAAGACGAGGUCCCUGAUGAUGAAACGCUUAACCAGAUGAUAGCUCGUAAUGAAGACGAAUUUGAUCUGUUCAUGCGCAUGGACAUGGACCGUCGGCGCGAGGACGCCCGGAACCCGAAGCGUAAGCCUCGUCUGAUGGAAGAAGACGAGCUGCCGUCGUGGAUCAUCAAGGACGACGCCGAGGUGGAGAGGCUCACCUACGAGGAGGAGGAGGAGAAGAUGUUUGGCCGAGGGUCGCGCUGCCGGCGGGACGUGGACUACAGCGACACGCUGACCGAGAAACAGUGGCUGCGAGCCAUUGAGGACGGGAACUUGGAGGAGAUAGAGGAGGAAAUCCGCUUGAAGAAGCGUAAACGCAAACGGCGUCAGGACAAAGACUCGUCCAGCAGAGACGACGGCGGCAUGAAGGCCAAGAAGAGGAGAGGGCGACCGCCGGCCGAAAAGCUCUCACCCAACCCGCCCAAACUCACCAAGCAGAUGAACACCAUCAUCGACACGGUCAUCAACUACAGAGAUGGGUCAGGCAGGCAGCUGAGUGAGGUGUUUGUGCAGCUGCCGUCCAGGAAGGAACUGCCAGAAUAUUACGAGCUGAUCAGAAAACCUGUCGACUUCAAGAAGAUCAAGGAGCGUGUGAGAAACCACAAAUACCGAAGUUUGGGCGACCUUGAGAAGGACGUGAUGCUUCUCUGCCAGAACGCACAAACCUUCAACCUGGAGGGAUCCCAGAUAUACGAGGACUCCAUUGUUCUCCAGUCUGUUUUCAAGAGUGCCAGACAGAAGAUCGCCAAGGACGAAGACAGCGAGGAUGACAGCGAUGAGGAUGAUGAUGACGACUAUGACUCAGAGGCCGAAGCCAAGUCUGUGCGGGUGAAGAUCAAGCUGGGUCGGGACGGACGCAGCCACGACAAAGGCAAGAAGAGGCAAAGCCGCGGAAAGGCCAAGCCGGUGGUGAGCGACGACGACAGCGACGACGACCAGGACGAUAACGAUCUGUCGGAUAAAAGCAAAAGCGACGACGACUGAGGAGGACCAGCAGCAGCUGCAGCAGCGUGAGGAUGCUGCGCUUAAAAAAAGAACAAUACUUUCAUUUUCUAUCGAGCUUCAUGCGUUUUUCUUUGAUUUUGUUUGUAGUGUGUUUUAUCUUCACUGCCAUCAACUUUAAAAUAUAUUA